ACGGCCUAAACGCCUGUGGUAUAUAAAGACUACAUUCGGUUUCCAACAGCUUACGAAUACCUGUGUAGUGUGGUAAGUCCAUUUGUAUAUAACCUUUCGUGCGUAGACAGACGCUCUAAUUUAUAUUCCGUUAUAUCGGUCUCGGAAGCAGCGUCGUAUGAAUCAUAUUAUAAUUACAUACAUAUACGUCUUGGUGAUUUAGCGAAGGCGAGGGAUCGUUUAGUUUUAAUUUAAGGUGCAACAUGAGAGUAGUUAGGUUGGUGUGGUUCGUGGUGGUUUGGUUGUUUGUAUCGCAAACAACAGAUGCGAGUUUCAACAGUCACCGCUCCAAUAAUGGGACGUUCUUAUAUACUUGUGGAGGUACUACCCAUUAUUUUUCUGAUGCUGUUGAAUUAUGCGAGCAAGCGAACGCACAACUGGCUGUAAUUAACACGGAGGAAAUGUUUAACGGCGCUCUGCAAGUUUUUGGCAAGUGUUUCAAAGCAUAUUUCUGGAUCGGUUUAGGCAGAAAUGAAAGUACUGGUAACGAAUAUCGGUGGUUGGAUGGUUCUCGGUUUGAUUCUGGAAAAGUUGGUGGGAGAACAAUUAAAUAUAAUGAUACUAAAGGUUGUGUGGGAGGUGCGUUACAGAGGCCAAAUAUUUUAACAGCCACAGUGUGUAAUGGCCUGUACCACGUUCUUUGUUUCACCACACAAAACAUAUCAACAAUAACGACAACAACAAAAGCCGAAACCACAGUCGCAGCUACAACGUAUAACCCAACAAGCACAAAACCAAUAACUGAUAGUCAAACAAGCACACAACUAACAUCAGAAUCUGGUGGCCGGACAAGCACACAUGCUACCACAAAUGAACGAACAGCUGCACUACCAACCAGUGCACCGAUAGAGACAUGGCUGAUUAUUGUGAUAGCUGUCGGGGGGAUUUUAUUCUUGGUAUUUCUGGUUGGAAUUAUCUACUGCUGUUGCUGCAGAAAGCGAAAAGAUAUAAAGACAUCAGUUGAAAUUGAAGACAACCAAGCUGGAAAUUAUCAGACUAUUGAACACCUGUCUGAGAACGUUUACGAAAUCGCUGAAAUGGAUGCUCCCCCGCCGCCACCCCUACCGCCAGCUUUAGCAGACGAACCUGCUUUAUCGGACUAUGUCUCAAUGCGAAGUUUAAGUCAGCGCGACCCAGCUACUGGGGACGGAUAUGGUACAAUAGAUCAAUCAGUGGCUGACCCAGAAGCAUACUCAACACUUUAUGACGAAACACCAACCGAUGAUUCACCCGUAAACAAAGACGACGAGAGCUACGGAGGAAAUAGAUCUAUGUACGCUAGUGUAAACAAAUCUCCAAUCAAAGAAUCAACAUAUACAGUAGAUAGAACCAGUUGGUGACGUGACAUGUAGCUUUAUGACGUAACAGCAAAAUUCUUGAACAAAAUGUUUGUUUGAACAUAAUGAUCAUUGUUACGAAACAAUACGCCCGGUUUCGUUGUGGUUUAAUGCGUUUUCUCAUAUUUGUUUAUAGUUUGAAAGGUUUAUAAUACGCAGCGGUUAAACUUAAAUGUCCAAAAAGUAGUUCCCAAGACUUGGGGUAGCUCUAGUGUUUAAACCUGUGCCACAGUUUAGUUAAAAUAUUGAAGAAAACUUGAUGUUUCUUGUUUUAACGCCCGUUGAAAUACGACCGAAUUAAACAGAUUUUUCUUAAACUG
This is a messenger RNA of Ciona intestinalis (vase tunicate), 1696 nucleotides long. Lineage: Eukaryota; Metazoa; Chordata; Ascidiacea; Phlebobranchia; Cionidae. The record is from RefSeq and is a predicted model, not a curated record.